AUGUCUGGCGCAACUGAAAAGCACGAUGGUGCCGUCUUGGACCGGUCCAUCUCCAAGAAGCAGGCCGACUCGUCGCAGGACAACAGUGUCAUGGGCAACGAAAUCUAUGGCGAAAUCGCCGAGUACGACGACAACGUGUCUCGCGCUGACCUGGAGAAGCAAAAGACUGCUCAGGGUGAGGCACACUUCAACCGCCUCGGCUGGAAGCGUCUCACCAUCAUUCUCAUUGUCGAGGCUAUUGCCCUCGGAUCUCUCAGUCUGCCUAAGGCCUUUGCCACCCUCGGCAUGGUAGCCGGCACCAUCGUCUCCGUGGGCCUUGGCCUCCUGGCUAUUUAUACGUCCGACGUCGUCGGCCAGGUCAAAAUCAAGUUCCCUGAAGCCGCCCACUACGCUGAUGCUGGCCGUCUUAUCGCCGGGCGUUUUGGAUACGAAGUAAUUGGUGCCAUGUUUGUCCUACAGCUUGUCUUCCUGGUCGGAUCUCACUGUUUGACUGGUACUAUUGCUUUUGGAAACAUUGUCGAUAUCACCAAGACUGGCACCUGCUCGCUGGUUUUUGGUGGCGUCUCUGCCAUCAUCCUCCUGAUCCUGGCCAUUCCUCCGUCCUUUGCGGAAGUUGCCAUCCUCGGAUACAUUGACUUUGUCUCUAUUGUUCUCGCCAUCGGAAUUACCAUCAUUGCCACCGGAGUGCAGGCUUCGAAGUCGCCUGGCCUGCACAACGUGGCUUGGUCUGCCUGGCCCAAGGAGGAUCUCAGCUUUGCCGAUGCCUUCAUAUCCGUUACCAACAUUGUAUUUGCUUACUCUUUCUCCAUCUGCCAAUUCUCCUUUAUGGACGAAAUGCACACUCCGAAAGACUACAAAAAGUCCAUAUGGGCCCUUGGUCUUAUUGAGAUUAGCAUCUACUCUCUCACUGGUGCCCUCAUCUACGCCUUUGUCGGACCCGAUGUCAAGUCUCCUGCUCUGCUGUCGGCCGGUGACACCAUCUCGCGCAUUGCUUUUGGAGUCGCCCUACCCGUCAUCUUCAUAUCUGGUUCUAUCAACACCACUGUCGUCGGACGCUACAUUCACGGCCGUGUCUACAAGAACUCCGUCACCCGCUACAUCAACACGCCAAAGGGCUGGGGCACCUGGCUGGCUCUGGUGUUCAUCAUCACCGUCAUUGCCUUUAUCAUUGCAGAGUCCAUUCCUUUCUUUUCCGAUCUGCUUUCGAUUUCGUCCUCGCUCUUUGUUUCGGGCUUCACCUACUACUUCCCCCCCAUCAUGUGGGUUAUGCUCAUCAAGGAGGGCCCCGUGUGGGCCCCCCACAACCGCGUCAAGGCUGUGCUUAACCUGUUCGCUUUUAUCGUUGGCAUCGUUGUCCUCGUUGGCGGUACCUAUUCGAGUAUUGUUGAUAUUAUGCAAAACUAUCGCAACGGCAGCAUUGGCGGCGUCUUCAGUUGCAAGCCCAUCGGUUAA
Molecule: messenger RNA, 1452 nt
Organism: Akanthomyces muscarius
Lineage: Eukaryota; Fungi; Ascomycota; Sordariomycetes; Hypocreales; Cordycipitaceae
Exons: 2
Coding region: 1-1452 (483 amino acids)
Biological process (GO): amino acid transmembrane transport
Cellular component (GO): vacuolar membrane
Molecular function (GO): amino acid transmembrane transporter activity
Source: RefSeq, a predicted model, not a curated record